AUGGUGACCCUUAAAGCUCAUCUUCGACGGUAUCAUCAAACUUAUUUUUCCGAUAUCGAUACACAGACCCGAGGUCAUUCUAGCCUGAGUAACUGUCCACCCUUGGGAACACUGGACCUCACAAAUCUCUUAUUUGACACAAUAAGUACUGGAAAUGUGUCAAUGGUCAAGGGCGUGUUGGAGCUUGGUGUCGACCUAAAUUGUGGUACCUUUAACAACAACGGCGAAUCCUUCUUACAUUACACACUCAGGGCAGGACACAAAGAUAUCUUUCAACUACUUUUGGAGAAAGGAGCUUCUGCUGAUACCAUGAAUAGGGAGCCGAGAGCUACUAUUCUGAACUCUGCAAUCUCUAAAGGAUCAAUAGAAUAUGUUGAAUUAUUAUUGGAAUGGGGAGCCAGAGUUAACAGAUUGGAGGAGGGGAUAAGUGCGAAUACAGUGGACGUGAGCAAUAUUCCCCCGCCUUUGAUAGUGGCAAUCCGAAACAACCAGAAGGAAUCAGUUAGACUCCUCCUCGAGAAUGGAGCGGAUGCCGAAUCAAAAGAUCUUCACGGCAAUGAAGCUAUGUUCCACGCCAUCCAGACGUCUUCAGAUAUGGUCAAGCUACUGCUGGAGAAGGGGGCAAGUGCAAAUACAAUAUCGGCGGGCGGCAUAUUCCCGAAGCUCCCGAGAGGCACCCCGGCUUUAAUAGUAGCGAUUAAAAACGACCAGAAGGAAUCAGUCAGACUCCUACUCGAAAAAGGGGCGGACGUCAACUGGGUAGAUCGGGAUGGCAAUACAGCUCUGAUCUACGCCGUGAAGAAGUCUCCAGAUAUAGUCAAGCUACUGCUAGAGAAGGGGGCAAGUGCAAAUACAAUGACCUCGGCCGGCAUUGCGGCUUUGAUACUGGCGAUCCAAAACGACCAGUCGGAAUCAGUCCGACUCCUCCUCGAAAAAGGAGCGGAUACCAGCUCAAAAGAUUGGAAUGGCGAGGCAGCUCUGAUCCUUGCCAUCAAGAAGUCCCCAGAUAUGGUCAAGCUACUGCUGGAGACGGGGGCAAGUGCAAAUAUAAUAGUAAUUAAUACAAUCAUGUGGACGGGCAGCAUGUUCCCGAGGCUCCCGAGAGGCACCCCGGCUUUAAUAGUAGCGAUUAAAAAAGACGAGAAGGAAUCAGUCAGACUCCUCCUCGAAAAAGGAGCGGAUGUCGAAUCAAAAGAUUCUGACGGCAAUCCUGCUCUGAUCUCUGCCCUAGAGAAGUCCCCAGAUAUGGUCAAGCUACUGCUGGAGAAGGGGGCAAGUGCAAAUAUAAUAGUAAUUAAUACAAUCAUGUGGACGGGCAGCAUGUUCCCGAGGCUCCCGAGAGGCACCCCGGCUUUAAUAGUAGCGAUUAAAAAAGACGAGAAGGAAUCAGUCAGACUCCUCCUCGAAAAAGGAGCGGAUGUCGAAUCAAAAGAUUCUGACGGCAAUCCUGCUCUGAUCCUUGCCAUCAAGGAGUCCCCAGAUAUGGUCAAGCUACUGCUGGAGAAGGGGGAAAGUGCGAAUACAAUAUCCUCGGACCGCAUUCCGGCUUUGAUACUGGCGAUCCAAAACGACCAGUCGAAAUCAGUCCGACUCCUACUCGAAAAAGGGGCGGAUGCAAACACAAAGGAUCCGAAAGGCGAAGCAGCUAUAUUCCACGUUGCGAGGAUUACUUAUCCGUACCGCGAGAUGCUCCCAAGCAAAAUGGAUAAAACGAAUGAAAGCAAGCUAGCGAUAAUCAAACUUCUAAUAUCGGCUGGCAUUAGUGUGAAUAUAAAGGAUUCCCAAGGAACUCCAAUUCUGGUUCUGGUGGCCUUAAGUAGGAAAUUAAGAGUUUCAGCUGAGUUUCUUAUCUCAAGGGGAGCGGAGAGGGACGUGGAAGUUGAUGCACUCUUCGAAGCGAUAUAUUUUGGAAUGAUAAAAGCCGUUACAACUCUUAUUGAAAAUGGAGCACGUGUCGACUCGCCAGACAAGGCAGGAGUAACACCUCUUAUGGCGGCCAUAGUCAGCCCCUAUUACGAAUAUCCGAUUCUUAAAACCCUGCUUGAAAGGCUUCUGAACGCCAGAUCAUCGGUCAAUUACGUAAAUAAGAAAACCAAUGAUUCGGCAGUCUUACUUGCAGCACAAAGGAUUACGGCAGAUUCGGCGGCCGAUGAGCUGAAGCUUCUUUUGAGGCACGGUGCAAACAUCGACAUGACAGACCGGAAAAACAGCACUGACAAUUUGGCCAGAGCUUAG
Molecule: messenger RNA, 2235 nt
Organism: Morchella sextelata
Lineage: Eukaryota; Fungi; Ascomycota; Pezizomycetes; Pezizales; Morchellaceae
Exons: 3
Coding region: 1-2235 (744 amino acids)
Molecular function (GO): protein binding
Source: RefSeq, a predicted model, not a curated record